Molecule: messenger RNA, 4802 nt
Organism: Camelus dromedarius (Arabian camel)
Lineage: Eukaryota; Metazoa; Chordata; Mammalia; Artiodactyla; Camelidae
Gene: ENDOV
Product: endonuclease V
Exons: 8
Coding region: 61-1809 (582 amino acids)
Biological process (GO): DNA repair
Cellular component (GO): nucleolus; cytoplasm
Molecular function (GO): single-stranded RNA binding; RNA endonuclease activity producing 5'-phosphomonoesters, hydrolytic mechanism
Source: RefSeq, a predicted model, not a curated record
GGCGCCUGCGCGCGGCGCUCCGGAAGUGACGCCACUGGAAGCGACGCUCAGGGCCGCGCCAUGGCUGCUAAGGUGGCGACGAGACCGCCGGCGGAAACCCUGUCGCUCUGGAAACGGGAGCAAGCCCGGCUGAAGGCCUUUGUCGUGGACCGGGACACGGAGGCGUGGCAGCGGGACCCCGCCUUCUCGGGCCUGCAGAGGGUCGGGGGCGUGGACGUGUCCUUUGUGAAGGGCGACAGUGUUGGCGCCUGCGCGUCCCUGGUGGUGCUCAGCUACCCUGAGCUCGAGGUGGUGUAUGAGGACUGCCGAAUGGUUAGCCUGACGGCCCCCUACGUGUCGGGCUUCCUGGCCUUCCGAGAGGUGUCCUUCAUGGUGGACGCGGUGCGGCGGCUGCGGGAGAAGGAGCCCCACCUUGUGCCCCAGGCAGGUCCUGUUCGUGGACGGAAAUGGGGUGCUCCACCACCGAGGCUUCGGGGUGGCCUGCCACCUUGGCGUCCUCACAGACCUGCCCUGCAUCGGGGUGGCCAAGAAACUGCUGCAGGUGGACGGGCUGGAGAACAGCACUCUGCACAAGGAGAAGAUACGACUCCUGAGGGCUGGAGGAGACUCGUUUCCACUGAUGGGAGGCUCUGGGACCGUCCUGGGCAUGGCCCUGAGGAGCCACGACCACAGCACCAAGCCCCUCUACGUCUCUGUGGGCCACAAGAUGAGCCUGGAGGCAGCCGUGCGCCUGACCCAUGGCUGCUGCAGGUUUCGGAUCCCGGAGCCCGUGCGCCAGGAGCAGGAAGGCACCAAGGCCAAGGGCAGGCCCCGAGGGAGUCUCAGAAGAGCUGGCAGGUAAGGACAGGCCCCCUGAAGCCCACAGCCAAGGCCCCAGGACACACCGGAGAGCCCCAGGCCCAGACGCCCAGGGCCAGGGCUGAGGGUGGCCCAAGCUGGUCGCCUGGAAGACUCUCGGGCUGCCCACGGCACCGCUCCAGUUCAUCUGUAGGGACUUGGGGAGCGGCCCUCCAGAGGCGGGCAGCCUGGCCCCAGGACGUGGGGACACAGCAGGCACCGCCCUGCUCAGACGGCCAGGGGGCUGCCUCCUCAUUCCGUGGUCACGAGGCCUGGUGGCCUGGAGCAAGCUCAGCGGAGGCUGGAGCUCACGCGGCAGAGCGCCAGGCCCAGAGAGAGCACCUGAGAUUAGCUUCCCAGGAGCGCAGGAAGGGGCUUGGCGUUCACGGCGAGUUUUCUGGUGUUUGCUUUGGUUUCAUUCUGAAAGCGCCCAGGUGGGCUUACAGCUGCCGGACUGUGCGCACGGCCAGGGCUCCUGGCCCAUCUGCUCCUCCGAGUACACAUGCCACUUGCUUGGUGUUCAUUUGUAACCCAGCCCUCCUCUCCCCGCCGGCCAGCCACUUGGAGCCACUUCCACCCCGGCCAGGGAGGGUCCAGCCUGGGGUGGCUGCUGGCACCCACGGGUCCUGGACAAAGGGGAGAAGAGCCUGGAAAGGGCCCAAGGGUCGGGGGACGCGCAGGCAGUCUUGGCUGCAGGGAUGGGGUGCCGGACAGAGUGCCAGCGCCAGUACCCGAGGGGAUGGGUGUCGGGCUGUGCUGCCCUGGCCUGAGGCUGUGAGGGCAGGACGCCCACUGAGGCCACAGCCCCACUGUGUGCAGGUGCCGAGAGCUCUCCCCUGUUCCUGCCAGCCCGGCUCGCUAUCCCCGCCAGCCUCUUCACCCAGCCUCCAAGUUCAUCUCCACUUGGGAAAGCAGCUCAGCCCUGUCCCUGACUUGGCCCCCCGCCUGGCCACUCCUCUCAGUGUUAGCUGAAGUCCCAGUGGAGGUCCCUGUGUGCCUCCCAAGCAGCCCCCGGUCCUCCACCUGCCGGCUCGCCCCCCAGGCCCCCUGAGGGCCCUGGAAUCUUUGCUGAGGGGAUGAGGAAGCCAGCGGAGGUCUGUCUUGCCACUUACCCUGCCUGUCGGGAAGGAGCUGGUUGUCGUGGUUCUGCAGCCUGGACCGGAAGCCCAGGGAGGCCCCGGGUCUCGGCACUCCCCCCACGGCCCUCCGGUGCCUCUCCAUUCACUCACGAUGAGAAGGGAGCUCUCCUCUGGGGCCUCGGCUCCUGAAAGAAGCAAAGGGGACAAGUGAGCAAGGCAGCCUGGGGUUUCGGGCCAGCAGGGUGCUGCCCGCCUUCCCCUCCUGCUUCACCUGCGCUCCUGAAGCCUGGUGUCGGGCGGGGCGGGGCUCCCUGCUCAGCAGCCCUUAGUCGGACACUGCAGUAGGAGGUGGGUCAGCCUCGGUCGGGGGCGGUGAGGUCCAGAGGGCCUUUGGAUGCCACCCAAGUGCUUCUGGCUGCACUCGAAGGCCCGGCAGGUUCCAGCAUAUUUCACAAGUGCCUCCAGGGGGGCUCCUGUAGCGGGAAGGACUGUCCCAGGUACUGAUCUGCGGUCCCGCUCUUGCUGCCUCCCCAGGUGUCUGCCCGGGCACACCUUUCUUCUCCCCUCAGCUUCCUCUCUCCUCCCAGUUCUGGGUCUGAGAAAAACACUUGCUCAUCACAGCCUGGGGGGCACAGGGAGCCGCAGCUCGCCCCGCCCUCCCCAGCAGGCCCCGGGCCGUCUGCCCACCCUGCCCAGGCUCCGGGGUGCUGUUCCUGUGGCUUUGGAGCCCGCACCUUGGUACCUGCAGCUUCCGGCUCACUGUGCCCACAGUGCCCCCAGCUCCCCCUCCCUCACGGUCUGUCUCCCAGCAGAGAAGGUGGCACAUGGCAUCUGAUGGCGCUCCAAGAGGGGCCUGUGUUCUUGUGGGGGAACAGACGCUCGGUCAGGUUGAGGACUGAGUGUGAGCAUCUGCGUGGCGCCCCUGCCGGCAGCAGCGCAGUCCGUUCCCAGUACAUGGAACGUGGUGGGUGUCCAGCAGCAGCUGGGCUCCUCGAUGAGACAUUAGCGGUCAGAGGGACGGAUGGCCUAGGGUCCGGUCAGAGGCGUGAAGGGAGCUCGGGGCCGGAGAAGGCCCCCAGGGCUGCCUCCCUAAAAUCCCUGACGGUCACUGGGCACAGGCAGGCCUGGGCGGGGCUCCUGGGGGUCAUCCCCACCUGAACACAGCCAUGGUCCUGGGGGGUGCCCAAGGACGUGGGAAACAGAGGCACUUGGCUGGGGCCCCAGGCAGCUGCUGCUUCAUUCACACCCCUGCUGAGUCCGAGGGCGCUCAGCCGCCCCAUAUGCGCCCCAUCCUGGUGCCCAGGACGCUGUGCUCUGGUGGCUUCGGGAAGCUCAUCCCCUGCCUGGUGCUCCACCACCACUGCCCUCCUAACUCCUCGGAGCCCUCUCCCUGCCCAGAGCUCAUCAGGACCAGGGGGUGGGAGGGUGUGGGUGUGCAGGAUGGGAGCCAGGCAGAGCUGGCUGGGCCUGGCGGCUUUGUACCAACAGCGCUGGGGCAAAGCUGGAGCGUCUGAUGGGGUCACGCCGCCCUUCCUCCCCGGGCAGCGGCAGCCCCGUGCAGGGUGGCUGUGGCACAGAGCCCCUGGCCACCACUAGCUGGCUUCCUGUCUCUGUGAACUUGCACAUUCUGGGUCCCUCAUAGGAAUGGAGUCGCAGCAUGUGACCUUUGCGUCAGGCUUCUCUCAGCACAGCGUUUUCAGGGUUCGUCUGAACUGCUGCGUGGCCAGAUAAUACUCUUGUGUGGAUAAGGCCACUCUGUUCAUCCGUUCACCCGCUGCCGGAUGUUUGGAUCGUGGGGGCUGUUACGAGCGGUGCUGCUGCGAACAUCGAUGCACAAGUGUUUGUGUGAACUUAGGUUUUUAGUUCUCUUAGGGGUGAAAUUUCUGGGGGCCGUGGUGCCGCUAUGUUUACGUUCUUGAGGAGUAGCUGUGGUGUUUUCCUGUUGUUUUCCAUGGCACCCGUGCCUUUUUGCAGCCCCGCCACCAGCACGCAGGGCUCCUGUUUCUGCACACCCUCCGCCUGCCACCGUCUGUCUGCUGGACGCGCGCGUGCCGGUGAGGCGGUAUCUGGGUGAGGUUUUGACGUGAAUUUCCCUGAUGACUGGCGAUGCUGUGCGCCUCUCGUGUGCACGUGGGCUGUUUGUGUGUCUUCCUGGGAGAAACGUCCACUGAAAUCCUGUGCCCUUUUAAAACCUGUUACCUGUCUUUUUAUUGUUGAGCCGUACAAAUCCCUGUGUGUCCUGGAUAGCAGACCCUUUCCAGGUGUGCGAUUUACAGAUACGUCCUCCUGCUCUGUGGGUUGUCUUCAUUUUAUUGAUGAUGGCCUUUGAUAAAUGAAAGAUUUAACAUUUGAUGAAUCUGUUUUUCAUUUGUUGCUUGUGCUUUUGGUGUCGUAGUGAAGAAGCCGUUGCCUAAUGCAACGUCACAAAAAAUGCGUUUCCUCCUUUGUUUUCUUCGAAGACUUCUGUAGCUUCAGCUCUUAUGUUUAGAUCUUUGACCCAUUUUGAAGUAAUUUUUGUGUAAAGCUAUCUGGGGGUCCUUGUAAUUCUGUACGAGUUUUAGAACCGGCUUGUCCAUUUCCGCCCCCAAAAAAUGCAUUUGGGGUUUUGACAUUGACCGCACGGACCAGUUUGGAGAGCACUGCUGUCUCAGUGGAUCACCUCUUCCAGGCGCUGAGCACGGGGUGUCUUUUCACUUAGUUACGCCUUCUUUAGUUUCUUCCAACAGUGUUUUAUCAUUUUCAUUGUACAAGUCUUGUACUUCUUUUAGUUAAGUUUAUUACUGUUUUAUCCUUUUUGAUGCUAUUGUAAGUGGAAUUGUUUUAUUAAUUUUAUUUUUGGAUAAUUCACUGCUGUUAUAUAGAAAUACAACUGGUUUUUGUAUCAUG